Lodderomyces theae is the source of this 1329-nucleotide messenger RNA. RefSeq names its product phenylalanine--tRNA ligase (gene MSF1). The record is from RefSeq and is a predicted model, not a curated record. Gene Ontology annotation, biological process: phenylalanyl-tRNA aminoacylation. The transcript has a single exon. Bases 1 to 1329 code for a protein of 442 amino acids. Gene Ontology annotation, cellular component: mitochondrion; cytoplasm. Gene Ontology annotation, molecular function: tRNA binding; ATP binding; phenylalanine-tRNA ligase activity. NCBI's taxonomy places the organism in Eukaryota, Fungi, Ascomycota, Pichiomycetes, Serinales, Debaryomycetaceae.
AUGUUUAGACACUCAAUUAGACCUUUUAAGUCCGCCUUUGUUCGUUUCUCCAGCAAUUCGGCAAAACCCAUUGUGGUGGAUGGGAAGUCCUACCAUGGAGAUGAGUGGACAAACGUACCCCCAUUCAUUCUCAAUCUAAUAGAUCGAAAGUUGCAUAAAAAUGUGAACCAUCCAAUUGGGAUAUUACAUGACUUGAUUCGCCAAAACGUAGAUGGUAUGGGCUAUACCGUGUAUGACAAUUUUCACCCCAUUGUCUCCAAAUAUCAGAAUUUUGAUAGUUUGGGGUUCCCGGAAGACCAUGUGGGGAGAUCAAAAUCAGACACAUACUAUUUCAACAAAGAUUAUCUUUUGAGAACCCAUACUUCUGCACACGAGCAGGAAUGUUUUAUCAAUUCUAAAACACCCGGGUAUUUGAUCACAGCUGAUGUGUACAGACGAGAUGAAGUUGAUAGAACGCAUUAUCCUGCAUUCCACCAGUUAGAAGGUGCUAGAGUAUACAAGAAGGGCGAUUUGGAACAGAUCCAACGAGAUAUAGACGCAAUUCCAGAAACAAACAUUAUUGUGGAAGACCCUUUUAGAGAAAGUCCUGUCACGGCAAAUAACCCUGGGCAAGACUAUAUGUCUAACGAAGAAAUAAGGCUCGUUUCCACUCAUUUGAAAAAGACGGUCGAAUAUAUCGUCAAUCAAGUAUUUGAGCGAGCCAGAGAAUCAGCUAAAAAAGCUGGAUCCACAGAACCAUACUUGAACGAGCCUUUAAAAGUACGCUGGGUUGAGGCCUAUUUCCCAUGGACCUCACCAUCGUGGGAAAUUGAAGUAUGGUGGAAAGGUGAGUGGUUAGAAUGUUGCGGUUGUGGUGUUGUGCAACAACAGGUGUUGCUAAACUCAGGUUUAGGAGACCAAAAGAUUAGUUGGGCUUUUGGAAUCGGUUUGGAUAGAAUUGCUAUGCUUUUGUUUGAUAUUCCCGACAUUAGACUCUUUUGGACACAGGAUGAGAGAUUCCAUAAGCAGUUCAAGCAAGGAGAAAUAAGCACUUUUGUGCCUUACUCAAAAUAUCCAGGAGUCAAGCGAGAUGUAUCCUUUUGGCUUAAUGACGAUUACAAGUUGCAUGCAAACGAUGUUAUGGAGAUUGUGAGGAACCGUGCUGGUGAUUUGGCAGAGAGCGUGGUGAAUGUAGAUGAGUUUGUCCACCCAAAAACUGGUAAAAGGUCGCAAUGUUAUAGAAUCAACUAUCAAUCGAUGGAUCGAAAUUUGACAAACAACGAAAUCAAUUCAAUUCACGACAUGGUGGAGCAAGACCUUGUCGAUCGUUUUAAAGUUGAGGUUAGAUAA